ACAAGUGAGAGUGAGGAGGAAAAGAAAAGGCAACAAUUUUAUGAUGGGGACAAAAUUUAAAAUUAAAUAUAAAUAUAAAUAAAAAAACCAUGCAACUCACUUUUGCAACCUUGUUAAAUAGGCACUGUAUUGUACCCUUCCUCUUCAAUCUUCAUCUCCUCAUUCCUCCUUUCCACUAUUGGGCUUCAAAAAAAUGAGCUCUUGCGGUUUGAAGUGCCCAACAACACAGGGGAUGCAUGGGGGGCUAGAGGACAUAGACGAAAAUGGUGGCAUGAGUUGGGCAGGCGAGGCUUGUGCCCCACCACCGGAAACUCCAACGGAGUCCAUGGAGUUUCUGGCCAGAUCAUGGAGCCUCUCUGCCAUGGAGCUCUCCAAAGCUCUUUCCCACACUCAUGUUAAUGUUGCUUCUAAAAAUCUUGACAACAACAAGUCUGCCUUCACUUCUUCUGAUGGUGUUGGUUCACAUGAUACAGUUUCCAUGCGUUUAGGAGAGCCUCCAAGUGGGGGUAGCCCUCCAAUUUCACCCAGAGACAGUGAAGAAAUGAAGGAGUUAUUUUUACUGCAUCAAGCACUCCACCCAGAUUUCCUUUCCACUCAACAGCAAUUGCUCAAUAAUGGGCUAUACAAGAGCAUUUUGCGAGGGAAAACAAUGGGAAGGUGGUUGAAAGAUCAAAAGGAGAGGAAGAAGCAGGAACUCAGAACCCAAAAUGCUCAGUUGCAUGCAGCUGUUUCUGUGGCUGGGGUUGCUGCUGCUGUAGCAGCAGUUGCAGCUUCAACUGCAUUGCCUGAAACUUCAGCGGCCCACCAGAAAGCGCCACUAAUAUCGGAGCUGAGGACCGAAACAUCAGCUGCACUAGCAUCUGCGGCUGCUCUUGUAGCGUCGCGUUGCAUUGAGAUUGCGGAGGAAAUGGGAGCUGAUCAUGACCACAUUCUAUCAGUUGUCAACUCUGCAGUAAAUGCAAGGACGAAUGGAGAUAUCAUGACCUUAACUGCUGGAGCAGCUACAGCUUUACGGGGAGCUGCUACACUUAAGGUAAGGCUGCAAAAGGAGUACGGAGGCACGAACUUGGUUCUGGCUGACGAAAAACUUGAAGGAAAAGAAUCAAAUUCAGCACUGAACUUUGUCACUAGAGGAGGUGAACUCCUCAAACGUACAAGGAAAGGUGAUCUCCACUGGAAGCGAGUUUCUUUCAACAUUAAUUCAAAUGGGCAGGUUGUAGCCAAAAUGAAAAGCAAGCACAUGGCGGGAACAUUUACGAAAAAGAAGAAAUGUGUAGUCUCUGGAGUCUACUGUGACAUCCCAGCCUGGCCGGGAAGGGAGAGGGAAGAUGGAAGCAAACCAAGGGCAUACUUUGGGAUAAAAACAGCUGAAAGGACAAUAGAAUUUGAAUGCAAGAGUAAAGGUGACAAACAUAUGUGGACUGAGGGGAUCCACCAUAUGUUGAAUUUUAUGCCAACAUAACACAAUUCCAAGGAAGGUUAAAAUUUGGAUUGAUGUAAAAUUGAAUUGUUAGAGUUUUCAUAACAAUCAAUGUGCAGUAACCAUCUCAAAAUCUUAGCUCUACAUAUCGUUGGGCAAGGAUGGCACUUAUAACAGAUGUUACAGUCUUGUACAGAGUGCCAUAUCUACAAGUUUGUUUUGGGUAUGUUCUCUCAGGGACUGCUUCAGGAUAAAUAAAAUUGGCAGGUUAGAA
Molecule: messenger RNA, 1694 nt
Organism: Prunus persica (peach)
Lineage: Eukaryota; Viridiplantae; Streptophyta; Magnoliopsida; Rosales; Rosaceae
Product: VAN3-binding protein
Exons: 9
Coding region: 194-1462 (422 amino acids)
Source: RefSeq, a predicted model, not a curated record